Emericellopsis atlantica is the source of this 2470-nucleotide messenger RNA. RefSeq lists its product as uncharacterized. The transcript has a single exon. NCBI's taxonomy places the organism in Eukaryota, Fungi, Ascomycota, Sordariomycetes, Hypocreales, Bionectriaceae. The coding region runs from base 322 to 2202 and encodes 626 amino acids. The record is from RefSeq and is a predicted model, not a curated record.
UUCUUAUGACUUUUGUUGAGCUGAACUAGCAGCCCUAGUCUGCGCAUGAUGGGAUCAAGUGAUUUCUCGUCUGGUUCUUCUCGUUGUGAAGCGGUUGUGCGCCAAUAUGUGACAUAUGUGGCCUGUUGGCAACAUGGCGUGGAGUAAAAAGAAUUCCCAUUUGCCUUAUUUUCUUUCACAAUCACUUGAACUGUUCUCGCCUGUACCGUGGGUACGAUACUAGAAUCCCAGCACGUCGAACAGCCACUUUCCAGACAACCACACGCUCAGCCACCUAUCAAGCGUUUUCAAGACGACGGAAAACUCAAUCAUAAGCCCACCAUGGACGACAAAGUCGAUGGGGGCCAGAAGUCGGCGAAAGCCAAACAGCAGCCGAGAUCCAGCGACAAGCUUCUUCAGAGCCAAGAGGCAACCGAACCAGAAGCGAAAAAGGGCCACACUGUGAACACAGAGUCAAAGGACAGGGAAACCCAUAGCAACAACAGAAAACGCAAGCGAGAGCAGGGGAAGAAUGACGACAAUUUCAAAGAGAGAAACCCUCCUUCUUCAUCCGCCAACGAGAGAGAUGAAAGUGGCAAGCUCGGCCAUCCUUCUUGCCAAGGCAAGAGCGCCAACGAGCCCAGCGCUACCAUUGUAAACAACGACCGCAGAACGACUCGUUCCAUGGCAGACGUGUGCAAAUCAGCAACAAAUUUAUCCAUAACCUCCAAAGAAGACAACAUGUACAGCCAGCCGCCGAGCUCCAAGGCGUCCAGUCAGGGGGACAGUGCCAGUGAGGAGGGUUACGCCAGUAUGGAGUACGAUGCAAGUCAUGAAGGCGACGGAAGUCAUCAAGGCGACGCAAGUAAGGAGGGCGACGCAAGUCAUGAAGGCGUCGCAACUAAGGAGGGCGGCGCAAGCCCCGACAAGGACAUGGACGAGCCCCCAGCGCAGGACAGUGCCGCCACCGAACAAUCGGGAGUUGGCAUCACCGCCUCCGAGUCCAGCGUUAUUGACAACCUGCUGCGCGCACUGAACCCAGAGAGAUUCCGUGCGGGUCUGAUUCCACCAGAAUCAACAGGCUCAGGACGACGAGUGGAAACGCUUCGUGCCCAGGCGCAGAGAGCUCGCUGGAGUCCGUACCCCGGUGGCCCAAGCCGCGAGCAACAGGUCAACCCGCCUCGCUCGACACCAGGUUCCGAUCCUCGACCUCUUACCUUUGGGCCCCAGCAGAAUAUCCGUAGACCGCCACAGAGGCUGCCUCGAGAGAUAGGGAGCGCUCAGCAGCAGCCGCCACAGGCGGCGCCUCCACCACAGGCCCCAGCACCUAGUGAGUAUCCGGCACAACAACAGCGACAACAAACACCACAAGUACCAGCAUGCUCGGUUACUCAGGCACAGCCAGCACGUGCCCUGCCUCGGCCGCCGACACCUAUCCCAUAUUGGUCAGAAACACCUAGCCCGCCUCCACCACCAUUGCCGGACGGCACACCGGGUGUCACCUAUGGCUAUCGUGGGCGACCGUUGCAGGAGGCAGUACCAUUUACAGGCCCACGUGCCAUAACGCCGCCGCUCCGACUCAACGGAGUCACUGGGAUCACUGGGACCAACAGGGUCAACGGGGUCAAUGGAGUCAACAGAGUCAAUGGAGUCAAUGGAAUCAACGGGGUGAACGGAGUCAAUAGAGUCAACGGCAAUCGCAACAACCACCAUCGGCCAUCCACGAGUCCACGAUCCAACGGCAGCGUCAGCGAACUGUCCAACAACCAGUCCACCGACCUGUCCGCCGACCUGUCCGCCGACCUGUCCGCCGACCCCUCUGAAGCCGGUCGUUCGGCUCGUUCGACUCGUUCUGUCAACACGGGACGUCGCCUCUUUGACUACCAAGAAGACGUCCGCGAAGUCGUGGAGGGCGUCUACGAACAGCAGAGAGCCGAUCCCGGGCGCGACAUGGACAUAUACAUGCGAAACCAAAUGCCCCACGUAUUAUAUCCGCCGGCGACGGUGGCAUUAAUCGGCCACGAUUUGACCCACAACGUGGACGCACUGAGGCUACUGUCGCCCGAGCGGCAAGCCGAGCGGCUCGUGAGGUUGGCUGCUGUCGUCUACUAUGCCUCGAGGGAGCUGGGCUUGGAUCCAUUCGACAAUGUGGCCAGGGAAUGGAUCAUGGCAUUGCAAGACGCCCUAUAUCCUCUCAAUCAGGCCGAGGGCCGGGCUAACUAGGAACGGAUCCCGGGAUCUGUCACAUCAUCCUCAGGCUGGGCUGAGACUGAGCAGUCUGAGCAGAGCGCGGAUCAGGACGAGACACAGGACGGGCGUGGUAGAAGCAUUACUUGAUUGACUUAGACAGAGUGUGGUGAGACGAGAAUCAUGAGAUAAGAAGAAUCAUUGCGGCAUACCUCUAUGGCUUUUGAUUUCGUGAGACGCCUACUCCCAUUUCAUUCCAUUCCAUUCCAUCCCCCAUGACACUCAUGUUUACUCGUCCUCCGCC